UUGCCUUCUGUGAGCGGGUGGCCUUGCAGAUGGCGGCGGAGCUGCGGACGCCUGAGCAAGGACCGAAGCCCUGGGAAAGAUCGGUCCUGGACUCGGGUUACGGCUCCAGCAUCCACCGGCGUUCGCAGCGCCCGCUGGACUCGCCUGAGGCGGGCGAGGUUGUGGUGGAAAAGUUCUCGCUCUCCGGAGCCGAGUGCGAGUCGGGCCCCAAUAGCCCCGAAGCGGCCGCCUCGGACUCGGGCCGCAGUGGACACGUAGUUACGUCCGGCUGCAGCCUCCUGGCGAAGGAUGAGGAGCCUGGAGUGCGGGUGGCUUCACCGGAACAGCGUAGCGCAGCUGGUGCCUGUCCGUCGGUGACACGUUGCGGUCAGUGCUCCAACAUCGUCUGGAAAGUAAUAACUGGUGUACUGGCUGUGGUUAUUUUGGUGUUGCUUCUGACAGGAACUCUCUCUCCAAAGGUCAGGCAGUGUCCGGAAGACUGGAUAGGUUUUGGAGGGAACUGUUAUUACUUUUCCACUGAUACAAAGAGCUGGGAAGACAGUAAGGAGUACUGCGCCUCACAUGGCGCAACACUUCCUGUGAUAAAAGAGAAACUGCAACUGGAGAACAUCAAACGCUUGAGACAGAACCAUUACUACUGGAUUGGGCUAAGAAAGGAAGCAGCAGGAUGGCAGUGGGACGAUGGAUCUCUAUUUACUAAUGAUGUCAUCCAAUUGGAAAAUGAAGACGCAAAGCUGAAGUGUUCCUUCCUAAACAGUGACAAAAUUGUUACUGUAGAUUGCACAUCUUCAAGACGCUGGAUCUGUGUCAAAGAGUCCAAAUGAGUCGUCUUCAUCUCCAGUGAAGUUAGUAGUGCAAGCGUUAGAUUUCUGAGUUAUUUGCCAGACACGCUUCGGAAGCCAUGAUCAUGCUCCUCUGACAAGCUGGAAAAUCAAUCUUAAAUCUGAAAAGCCUACAACUCUAACCUGCCUAAAAUCCCAAAUUGCAAAUUAAGACCACCUGAAAAUAGAUGUAGUAAGGUGUUGAGGACCCUCAUAUUCCACUGAAGGUACCUGGCAGUAUUAGACACUUCUAAACAGCUGGAUACUUGAAGUUUGUAUAUUGUAGUGUAACUAUUUUUUAAACUAGAUCAUGUACAAGUUUUUCAGUGUAUUAAUUAUUUUUAAUUCAGAAUAUGAAGCGUCUUUCAGAACAGGGAUCGACAAAUGGAAUUAUUUUAAUCAAAGAUUAUCAGUCAGAUUAAUACAGGAAAAGACAUAUUUUACCACCUACUAUACUACACGAUAGAUAAGCCUAAAGGAAGUUCUAAUUUGGUCAUAAUUAAUAACAUCUGUGACAACUGACAGCUCUUAAUGAGUUAAACAUCUUUUACUGGGUCCUUAAUUUCAGUCAUUACAAAAAACAUUUGCUAUAACAAGUACCUCUUAUUAAUCACAGAACGUAAUUAGAGUGUAGGCAUCCCUUAUCAGUCACCCAGUAUUAUUUGUAACAUACUUUUGUAGACACUUAUUAGUUUGAGGGGUCUUUUCCUUAGACAUUUAGGCCUGGUCUACACUAGGAGGUUAUGUCGAAUUUAGCAGCGUUAAAUCAAAUUAACUCUGCAUCCGU
Molecule: messenger RNA, 1608 nt
Organism: Trachemys scripta elegans
Lineage: Eukaryota; Metazoa; Chordata; Testudines; Emydidae
Product: C-type lectin domain family 2 member B-like
Exons: 6
Coding region: 30-824 (264 amino acids)
Cellular component (GO): external side of plasma membrane
Source: RefSeq, a predicted model, not a curated record